Molecule: messenger RNA, 2557 nt
Organism: Thrips palmi
Lineage: Eukaryota; Metazoa; Arthropoda; Insecta; Thysanoptera; Thripidae
Gene: IntS9
Product: integrator complex subunit 9
Exons: 12
Coding region: 198-2099 (633 amino acids)
Biological process (GO): snRNA processing
Cellular component (GO): integrator complex
Source: RefSeq, a predicted model, not a curated record
UUACACCAGGUUCGCCAACUGUCCCGCACUUAAAUCGGAAGAGAGACAAUUUUGAUUUUUAAAAAACUCUGAAGUUUCAAAUGUAUUUUUUCUUUUUAAAUUUAAUUUUACAAGAAAUUUCGCUUUGAACUAGGUACUGUCUUAGCAGCCAUCCCAGCAAACCAUGCCAUGUGCUCCGAUUCAAGGGGAUCACCAUCAUGCUAGAUUGUGGCCUCUCAGCACAAACAGUUUUGAGUUUCUUACCUUUACCGCUAGUACCAUCUGCUCGGUUAAGUGGCUUACCCAACUGGAUGCCUCGAGACUGCAACAAUUCCCAACUAGAGGGUGAACUCAAAGACUGCUGUGGUCGUGUUUUCAUCGACUCUGCUCCAGAAUUCUGUGUUCCUCAAGAAAAAAUAGUUGACUUUUCAGAGAUUGACGUAAUUCUUAUAUCUAAUUACCUCUGUAUGAUGGCGUUACCUUUUAUAACAGAGGGAACUGGAUUUGAAGGUGUUGUGUAUGCAACAGAACCAACUCUUCACAUUGGACGAUUUUUUUUGGAGGAACUGGUUCAGUACAUUGAGCAAACACCCAAGGCCUCAUUAGCAUCGCACUGGAAAGACAUUUUGCAUUUUUUGCCUCCACCAUUGUGUGAUUCAUUAAAGCCUCGAUCAUGGCGCCACCUUUAUUCACUUUCUUCUGUAAAUAGCAGUCUCUCUCGAAUCCAAAUGGUUGGAUAUGAUGAAAAGCUUGAUGUAUAUGGUGCUUUGAAAGUAACACCAAUUAGUUCUGGUUUCUGCUUGGGAAGCAGUAACUGGAUUAUAAGCUCAGAUCAUGAAAAAGUAGCAUACAUAAGUGGUUCUUCUACACUAACAACCCAUCCAAGACCAAUGGAUCAGUCAGCUUUAAAAAAUGCAGAUGUCUUAAUUAUGACUGGUUUAACUCAGACCCCUUUGUGUAAUCCAGAUUCCAUGCUAGGGGAAUUGUGCAUCACUGUUUCUACAACACUUCGAGCUGGGGGCUGUGUACUGAUGCCUUGCUAUCCCUCUGGUGUGAUUUAUGACCUCUUUGAGUGUCUCUCACAGCACCUUGAAAAUUUAGGAUUGACUCAAGUUCCAAUGUAUUUUAUUUCGCCUGUUGCUGACACCUCCCUAGGUUAUUCCAACAUUUUAGCCGAGUGGCUGUCCCAAGGUAAACAAAGCAAAGUGUACUUGCCAGAGGAGCCUUUCCCUCAUGCUUUCUUAAUAAAGAAUGGGCGCCUAAAACACUAUAAAAACAUCUAUGCUGAAGGCUUCAGCACUGAAUAUAGACAGCCUUGUGUAGUGUUUUGUGGCCAUCCAAGCCUAAGAUUUGGUGAUUCUGUUCAUUUUAUGGAAUUAUGGGGAUCCAAUCCACAACAUGCUGUUGUAUUCACAGAACCAGAUUUUCCGUACCUUGAAGCUUUGGCCCCCUUCCAACCCCUUGCAAUGAAAGCAAUGCACUGUCCAAUCGACACCUCCUUAAAUUUUACUCAAGGUAACAAGCUUGUGAGAGAUUUGAAGCCCACAACUUUAGUUAUUCCUGAGUCGUACUUGAAGCCUCCUGUUGAAGCACCCAAUCGGACCGAUUUGACUAUAGAGCAGACUGACAGGAACAUUAUCUCAUUCAAAGGAGGAGAUGUAUUAACUCUUCCAUUGAAAAGAAAGCGUGCUAAAGUAAAUUUAAGUCCUGAUGUUUGCAAUAAGCUAGUUGUCAGUGAAGUGCGUUUGGGAGUAAAUCUUGCAACGCUCACAGGACAGCUUCAUGUUAAGGAUAAUCAUCAUUCUAUUCAAGUUUUGGAUCAAACAGUAACAGGCAGUAACAGUGCUACCAGGAAGCUUCCUCGUAGGCCCGAGGAAACACUCUCACAAAUGCGAUAUGAAUGGGGUUCUCUUGACCUUGAUACAUUUAUUCAAAGACUGCGCGAAGAUGAGGGUAUCUCUGAUGCCAAAGUUGAACAGAGUUCAAGUGGAUACAUCAUCCAUUUGCCUAAAGAAGAUGCACUCAUUCAGGUAGAAGAUAAGUCCACUCACAUGUAUUGUGAUCCCCAGCUUAGGCAUCGUUUGCGCAAAGUGUUGCUUCAAUGUUUAAAUAAGAUAUAAAAUAGUUGGGCAAAUAAUUCUUUAUAAAAAAAUCAAUUUUAUUAAAUAAACUUUAUUAAUUUCUUCUUAUAAAAACAACUUAAAAGAAUUAAUUGUACCUUAUUUCACUGAAUAGUAUGGUUUACAAAGAAUGAAUAUGUAGAGGCUGUAAGCUAGGUGGAUGUGAGCCAGACAUUGCAAAAGCCAGAAAACUCCAUCACAAUGGUACAUACGUAAAAUAUGACACCUAAUUAGCUUCAAAUACUGUUUGCAAAGAGAUGUUCAAUCAUGUGAGGCUCAAUAAAGCACACAGCAAGACAUUGGUAAUCACAUAAUGCCCCUUCCAAAUGAAUCUAUUGUCUCUUAAAACAGCAACACUUGUAUGAAAAGAAAGUAAAAAUCUAGUACCCUCAUUUUUCCUGGAAAUGAUAGAUUCAGAUACUAAACAAACUGAAGUUGAACACUCAAACCGACUGAAU